Messenger RNA from Conger conger (European conger), 3031 nucleotides. RefSeq names its product X-ray repair complementing defective repair in Chinese hamster cells 5 (gene xrcc5). Gene Ontology annotation, biological process: double-strand break repair via nonhomologous end joining; DNA recombination; telomere maintenance. The transcript has 21 exons. The record is from RefSeq and is a predicted model, not a curated record. The coding region runs from base 132 to 2321 and encodes 729 amino acids. Gene Ontology annotation, cellular component: nucleus; Ku70:Ku80 complex. Gene Ontology annotation, molecular function: damaged DNA binding; double-stranded DNA binding; DNA helicase activity. NCBI's taxonomy places the organism in Eukaryota, Metazoa, Chordata, Actinopteri, Anguilliformes, Congridae.
ACAGCCCGACAAGUGUUCGCAAGGGGCGCAUAAUCUUACAAGUCCGGUAGGACCAGUUUCAUAACACACGACUUUUCUCUCCGGAGUCAAAAUACAGGGAACACGGCGUGGACAACGCAACCACGAAGAGAAUGGCGCGAUCAGCUAAGUCAGCGUUGGUGCUGUGCAUGGAUGUGGGCUUUUCCAUGAGCAACUCUCCGCCUGGCCAAGAGGCCCCCUUUGACCAAGCCAAGAAGGUCAUCCAAAAGUUUGUACAGCGUCAGGUGUUUGCAGAGAACAAGGAUGAACUUGGCUUGGUGCUCUUUGGCACAGACGACACCAAAAACUCUCUGGCUGGCGACGGUCAGUACCAGAACAUCUUUGUGCACCGCCAUCUAAUGAUGCCAGAUUUUGAGCUGUUGGAGGACAUCCAGAACCAAGUCCAGCCUGGGAGCCAGCAGGCCGACUGGUUGGAUGCCCUUGUUGUGUGCAUGGACCUCUUGCAGAAGGAGACAUUGGGGAAGAAGUACGACCGGCUCAACAUCGCCCUCCUGACUGACCUUUGCUCCCAGACUAGCGUUGACCAGCUGGACAAAAUCAUCGCCAACAUGAAGAGGGCAGGCAUCACCCUGCAGUUCUUUCUGCCCUUCCCAGUGGGUGAGGAGGAAGAUGAGGAUGAUGAUGAUGAGGAGGGGGGUGGACAGACUUCGCGGCGCCCCCCCUACGGGGGAAAGGGUCUGACGAGGGAGCAGCAGCACGGGGUGGAGUUGGUGCGGAAGAUCAGGACCUCUCUGGAUGAGGAGGGGAACCUGGAUGAGGUCUAUGCCUUCAGCGAUGCCAUCGAGAAGCUAACCAUGUUCAAACGAAUUGAAAGGAGGCCUAUGGGGUGGCCGUGUCAGCUAACCAUAGGCGACACUCUGUCCAUCCGCAUCGUGGGAUACAAAGCAGUGACAGAAGAGAAAAUUAAGAAGAGCUGGGCCAUAGUGGACGCUGAAACUCACCAGAAAGAUGACGUGAAAAGAGAGACCGUCUACUGCCUGGAUGACGACAACGAGACGGAGGUGACCAAGGAAGAUACCAUCCAGGGAUUCCGUUACGGGAGUGACAUCGUGCCCUUCUCCAAGGUGGACCAGGAGCAGAUGAAGUACAAGUCUGAUGGGAAAUGCUUUUCAGUGCUGGGCUUCUCCAAACAGGAACAGAUUAAGAGAUACCAGUUCAUGGGCUCCCAGGUCAUCAAGGUGUUUGCCCCCAAAGAUGACGAGCAUGCGGGUGUGGCUCUGUCUGCGCUGAUCCGUGCUCUGGACCAGCUGAAGAUGGUGGCCAUCGUCCGCUACGCCUACGACCGCCGGAGCAACCCCCAAGUGGGCGCCGCGUUCCCGUGCAUCAAGGAGAAGUACGAGUGUCUCAUGUAUGUCCAGCUGCCCUACCUUGAGGAUCUCAGACAGUUUCUCUUCCCUUCUCUGGAGAACAAGAAAUUUGCACCCUCUGAGGAGCAGCUGUCUGCAGUGGACUCGCUCAUUGACUCCAUGAUGCUGGUGGAAGAGACUGAAGAUGGAGACACGGUGGACACCUUUAAGGUCAACCAGAUCCCCAACCCCCAGUUCCAAAGGCUCUUCCAGUGCCUGCACCAUCGGGCGGUGAGCCCGGGCACGCCCCUGCCCCAGACAGAGCCGUGGCUGCGGGCUGCUCUGGAGCGCCCCCUGGCGGUGGAGACUCGCUGUCAGGCCACGCUGCAGGAGGUGCAGAAACGGUUCCCGCUCAAGGAGGUUGCGCGCAAAAAGGAGCUGAAGACCAGUGUGGACAUUUUCGGCAAGAGCGAGGACGGAGCCUCAGACCCCAAGAAGGCCAAGCAGGAUGAGGAUGAGGAGGAGUACAACUUGAGCAAGAUCUCCACUGGCUCCAUUACAAGCGUGGGCAGUGUGAAUCCCGCCAGAGACUUCUGCACCAUGGUCCGGGAGAAGACCCUGCCCUUCGACCAGGUCUGCCAGCAGCUGAUCAGCAGGAUUGAGCAGCUUCUGCCCAGUAAGAGCAUUCCCUACAACAUAAAGUGCCUGGAAUGCAUCCGAGCCUUCAGAGAGCAGUCCAUAAAGCUUGGGAACGCGGAGCUGUAUAACAGCUAUCUGUCAUCUCUGAAGAGGAGCGUGCCCACCAGGGGGCUGGAGGACUUCUGGGAUAUGCUUGUGCAAGAGUCCCUAACGCUCAUCAGCACAGAAGAAACCACAGGAAGUACGGUGUCCAGGCAGGAGGCCAAAGAGUUCAUGGCCGCUGUGAAGCAGGAGGAGCCAGAGCCAGAGCCAGAGCCAGGGGUAGAUGAUGUGGAUGACUUGUUUGACAUGAUGUGAGAUGGAGAAUGUUCUGGAAGGGGGUCGAGAUUGACGGUGCGAACAUGGCUGAUCAAGAAGAAAGCAAUGGAACAUUGCUAGAACAAUAGUACCAAGGAGUCGCAAGAGCUAACUGGGGUUGUGCAGCACAAAUUGGGAAUGUCCAUUUUAUGUAGUUGUGCUCUGUAUGUUUCUCUAAUAUCAGUGUUCCAAUGUGUGCUGUUUUGUGUGGACAGCUGGACUUCCAUUCUCCAGUUAGCUCCCAACCAGACAGGUUAACUUUUGUAAUAUUUGGAAUCGGUGCAGAAGUGUGUGAAGGGUGUGGAUAUAAAGUGCUUUUCACAGAUGUACCCCUGCUCUUAUUUGGUGCCAUUCUCCUGAUGCCAGGACUGUACGAUUUGAGCCUGUUUUCAACCCCAUCCUGCUAUCGCCUGAUUGCCCCGAACAUCAUGAUGCACUGGUGGACAAUUGGAUGAAUUUCUGAUAUGUCAGACAUUUUAGAGCCCUUUAAUGUGGUUUCAGCAGAAUCGCAACCAGACUUCCCAGUGCUCAGCGAGUGUAUUUGGGGCAUCUUAUAAUGUUUUGUUCAUGAUAUGCAAAUAACAUGGAAAUAUAUUGCAUGUUCGUCACUGUAGGUGAUUGCUCCUCGGAGAGGGUAGUGCCAUAAUAGAUUCUGGAUGACACUGAAAGAAGUUAAUGUUAGAGUCAGAUAAAAAAUAAUUUCUGAAUAA